AUGUCGCGCCCUUUUCCCUACACCUACAUUUCCUGCCCCUGCGCCGAUACCCCGGUCCCCGACCCGGCCAGGAAGCGAAGGUCUAGGGAAUCGUCGCAAAAGUCACCGCAGAAACCACCACCGGAGCGUGCGAACAUAGAUGAGAAGGACUCAACAAAAGAAGAAUACCAAGGAGAGGACGAGGACGAAGAGCAGACUUUUGAUCCCCGCUCCCCACGGUCCAACUUUUCGCUGUACCCGCCCGAACAGCUUCUCUACUGCGAGGAGUGCCAUCAGAUCAAAUGUCCGCGAUGUAUCACCGAGGAAAUUGUGAGCUGGUACUGUCCCAGCUGUCUGUUUGAAACACCGAGCAGCAUGGUGCGGAGUGAUGGUAAUCGAUGCGGUCGAAACUGCUUUAACUGUCCUAUUUGUACAGCUCCGCUGUCCGUCAGCAGCGUUGAUACCACCGGGAACGCGAAGGGUCCAUGGGUCUUGUCUUGCGGAUACUGUCUUUGGACAUCCCUGGACAUUGGCAUCAAAUUCGACAAAUAUACUAAUGUCCGCAGUCAACUGCAGAAGAUGACCGAUUCCACUCCCCCACCUGCAUUUGAUCGGUCCAGGCAAGCUUCUCGCACUUUUGGGGAUUUGAAGCAUCCCCUGUCAAGCUUUGCUUCGGUGGACGAGCAAUCCAAUGCGCGGGAGCGUGAGGAAGCAUCAGCACCGCAAGAAGACCCCGCUGCGCCUCCAAUGGGUGCCGAUGCCCGGUUUGCAGCUCUGAAAAACUUCUACCGUACACAGAUCUCCGAGACGUCAAACUCACCGAGCGAUCAUCUAAGCUCAGAAUUCGGGUUUUCUUCGCCUGGCGCCCUAAACCGGCUCAUGUCUCUCUACACCUCCUCAGCGCGUCUGAGCGGGCUAUACGGCGGCAGCAAGAAGCCCAAGUCCAAGCCACCAGUGAUGCGCGAAGCCCUAACAGCCAGCGAGGGCCUCCAACUCGCCCAAGAGACCAGCGAAGCAGAAACAAUCUCCCGACUACACUCACCAGAAUGCGGCUGGGACGGAGUCGCUUCAAUCGAGCAGCGCGCAACCCAAUCACCAGACGCCCGCUUCACCUCCGACCUCCUCCCCCUCCCCGUCCUCCUCCGCACCAAACGAGCCAAGCGCUGCAAGUCCUGCAAACACAUACUCGUGAAGCCCGAAAGCAAGCCGCAGUCCACCCGCUUCCGCAUCCGUCUCAUAGCCCUCAGCUACAUCCCCCUUCCCACCCUCCGCCCUCUAGCCCUAUCAUCCUCCUCGGCCCUCCCAGCCGCAUCCCCAACCCCAGACCUCAACGCCCUCCCACCCCUCCGCCCCAUCCACGUCCUCCUCACCCUGAAAAACCACAUGUUCGACCCCGUCCGCAUCACCCUCGCCACACCCCCCGUAACGCCCGGCGACGUCGCCACAAAGUUCGAAAUCGGCGCCAACAGCGAUGUCUGGGACGAGGCGUUGCAGGGUACCUCGACGCCUUUAAGCAGCGAGUCGCGCUCGGCUGCGCUCCGCGGUGUCCCUGAAGCUGGCAAGGUGUGGGAUAAGGGAAGGAAUUGGACUACUGUUGUUUUGGAGGUUGUUCCUAGUACUUUGCCCGGGAGUAGUGCGGAGGGUGGAAAGGGUGAUUCCUCAGGUACUGGUACUGAGGCGGCUGCUGAAGCUGCUGAAGCUGCUGAUGAGCAUGUUGUGGCUGUUGCGAAGUCUAGACAGGAUCUGGAUGUGCUGGAGAUUCCGGUUUUUGUUCAUAUGGAUUGGGAUGCCGAGGCGCAGCUCGAUCAGAAUGUCGGGAAGGGGUCUAAGGCUGAGGAGAAGGUUACCAGGGAGUUGGCUUAUUGGAUGGUCCUUGGUGUUGGGAGGAUUCAGCCUUCGUUGUAG
This is a messenger RNA of Penicillium bovifimosum, 1884 nucleotides long. Its product is annotated as putative dynactin Arp1 p62 subunit RO2. The transcript is spliced from 3 exons. The coding region runs from base 1 to 1884 and encodes 627 amino acids. Gene Ontology annotation, cellular component: dynactin complex. The record is from RefSeq and is a predicted model, not a curated record. NCBI's taxonomy places the organism in Eukaryota, Fungi, Ascomycota, Eurotiomycetes, Eurotiales, Aspergillaceae.